Pedinophyceae sp. YPF-701 is the source of this 1392-nucleotide messenger RNA. The record is from the annotation of a GenBank genome assembly. Lineage: Eukaryota; Viridiplantae; Chlorophyta; Pedinophyceae.
AUGAGCAGCGGGGGGCAAGAGCAGCCGGCUGCAGGGGGCGCGGAGGACCCGCAACCGCGGCGGUUCGUGGGGCAGAAAAGUGCAGCAGACGCCGCUAGUGGACAAGCGGGCCCGGUGGUCGUCAAGGGCGCUGCGGCCCCGCGCCGCGUCGUUCGCAACGUCAUUCCGCCAGAAAUCCUCGAGAACGACGCGCUCAACCGCGCGAUCAGCGUCCUGCCGCGGAACUACAACUUCGAGGUCCACAAAACCGUCUGGCGCAUCCAGCAGAGCAACGCCAAGCGCGUGGCGCUGCAGUUCCCAGAAGGCCUCCUCCUCUACAGCAACGUGAUCGCGGACAUCGUCGAGACGUUCACCCAGGCCGAGCACGUCUUCGUCAUGGGCGACGUCACGUACGGCGCCUGCUGCGUUGACGACUUCUCCGCAGAGGCCCUCGGUGCGGACAUCCUGGUGCACUACGGCCACAGCUGCCUCGUGCCCGUGAACGUCACGAGCGUCCCGUGCGUCUACAUCUUCGUGGAAAUCAAGAUGGACGUCGGGCACCUCGUGGCCUCGAUUCGGCACAACUUCAAACCUGGGACCAAGAUUCUGAUUGCCGGAACCAUCCAGUUCUCUUCCAGCAUCCAGGCGGCGCGGCGCGAGCUCGAGCAGGACUACCCCUCGGUCGCCAUCCCGCAGUGCAAGCCGCUGUCCCCCGGGGAGAUCCUCGGGUGCACGUCUCCUGUUGUUGCGGGCGGUGCGGAGGCCCUGAUCUUCGUCGCGGACGGCCGCUUCCACCUCGAGUCCUUCAUGAUCGCGAACCCCUCGAUUCCGGCCUACCGCUACGACCCGUACAACCGCAAGAUGACCUCGGAGUCGUACGACCAGGCCGGCAUGCGCGGCGCGCGGCGCGGCGCGAUCGAGGCCGCGCGGCUGGCGGGCCGCUGGGCCGUAGUGUUGGGCACGCUCGGGCGGCAGGGCAACCCCCGGGUGAUGGAGACGGUUACUGCGGCGCUGGAGCGCGCGGGGAAGGAGUACGUCGAGGUUUUGUUGAGCGAGGUGACGCCGGACAAGCUGCGGGCGUUCGGCGACGCGUUCGGGGCGUACGUGCAGAUCGCGUGUCCGCGGCUGAGCAUAGACUGGGGCGAGGGGUUCGCUGCGCCGACGCUGACGCCGUACGAGGCGCUCGUGGCGCUGGGGGAGGUGCCGGAGUGGUGGGGUGACGACGCGCCCAAGGACGAGGCGACGGGGCUGCCGCAGUACCCGAUGGACUACUACAGCCGCGAGGGAGGCUCGUGGUCGUCGAGCUACAUCCGGGCGGCGGACCGGCCGGCGCGGCGGAGACCGCAGGCGCCGCCAGCGCAGGGGUGCGCGUGCGCCGCGGGGGGGGAGUCAAGAGCGGCGCCGUGCCGCUGA